UCGAGCCGGAGAAGCAGCGGUGAGCACUCGGCACUGGCUGGCUGCACCGCAGAAGAUGUGAAGAAAUAUUUGCCAUGCCACUAAAACGGAAUCUGGACAGACCAAGUGAUGAAUAGCCAGAGAUCCUCGUCUGCAGUCCGAGCUGAGUCCGUCCGCAUACUCGCAGUGCUUGAGUGAUUAAUAUGGCACCCAUCAUGCAGGGCACCCACACUAUAUUGCUUCUGUAUGCACCCAUCCAUGAGCUAAGCAACAUCAGCCGUUAUUUCCCCAAGAGGCGGGCCCCAAGUUUCGAGUACAAGAGCCGCGCCCCUCGUUCAGACAAGGCUGGUAAUGACUGUGACCGAGGAAAGGAGGAUCUUGCAGUGUCCAAACAAAGAGGCCAGUCUUCUGACUUUCCAGGCGAACUGCUCACCUCCCAGCAGGCAACAAAGAAAGCAGUUGCAGAGCUCUGCUGGCUGGUGGCGGAGCACCACCAGUUGCUGGCGCAGUUGUUAUCACUGUGCAAGGAUUGCAGGAACAAAGUCAGGAUGGGUAACCAGGGUGGGAAACUCCAGGAGUACAUGGAGGGUCAAGACGUUCAUCUUGGCAGUCAGGUUCUCAGCGGCAGCAUCUACUCCCUUAAUCAGUCUCCAGAGCAGACGCGAGGUGUGCCUAAAAGUAAAAAGAUGAAGAAGUUAGGGGGGAAGAAGCUUGACAGCGCAGAGAAUUUCCUGCACAGUAAGAUGAAGAAGAAAACUCCAGGUGGAGAGCCGUGUCUUGAGCUUCCAGCUGAGAAAAGUUUGUCUAUAUGUGCGGAUUUGGAAGUGGAGCAGAUGCCAGGUACCAAGGCUUCUGGCCAUGUGUCUGAGAGCCCAAUCGUUGGCUCUUGUGUCUGUCCGAUCAGUAACCCCAUCCUGCCAGUGGAGGAACCCUUCCAGAUCACCCGUGAGGGCUGGGACUUCAUGGAGGACAAUCGCACAUUUGACCCCGACAUGGAUUUUUGUUUCUCAGAGUGUGACGGAGAACUGGGUUACCAGUCAUCUUCUUGCAGCCUAAUGGAGGGUCUGACCCGGCGAGAAAGUGGGAGUAACCUUAGGCCGCUUAAAAGAUUUGAUUCUCCGGUUGACAUGAUAGUUGAGGAUGCAUCAGCAAUCAAGUCAGCUCAACAGCUUUAUAGUGAAAUCAACCAGAGGAAUGUUGGAGUCAGGGUUGUUGCCAGAGUGCAGGAUGUAGAAGGGAGGGUGCAACAUGUUAGUCACACAAGUCCAGACGGGGCUGUGCCACACCCUGAAUCUAGCAAAGGCCAACAAGGCUAUAAAGAGUGGAGAGGGCCAAACAGGGUCAGGGGGGAAAAGUCAUGUAACAAACUCUCUGAGGGGCUGCGACUGCCCCUGUACAAUACCACUGAGCCCUUGCCCAAAUCCCACAAAAAUAGCCCCUCUUCCCCUUCCCUCGCUGGGGUGUUCAGCACCUCCUUCCCAGCCUCCAACAGCCUCCAGAGCAUGUCCCCAGUCCUGUCCCCUCUGUCUUCCAAACAGGAAAGCCCGCAACUCAAUCACCGCAUUGUACUCCUUUCAGAUAAGGACACUGACCCUGAUCAAGACAGCUCCAGUAACGCAGAUGAACCCAAAAUCUUCUCCGAGAUCAUAGACAAAAAUGGCAAUAAACGUGCCGUCACUCGGCUGGAUCUGAACCUCAGCAGGCCGCCGAGCAACUGCAAGGGGAACUCCUCCAGCAAUUCCACAACAACAGAAGAGUCCCUCUUGCGUCAGGAUGAUAUUUGGACGCUGGAUGGCGAUGACCCUCAGGAGACCCUUUCACAUGUUCCACGGCCUGAUCACCUGGAUUUCCUACGCAUCACACCUCCCGAGGAUGACAUUAUUGGGGAUACUCCAUAUUAUCCCAAGCUGGAAUGCACGACAGAAGUCACGUCUCCUACAGACAGUGAGGACCGGACUCCAGGGCGUCUUCAGGCUGUGUGGCCACCACCCAAACCCAAGGAUGAAGAAGAGAAGGUGGGGCUCAAGUACACCGAAGCAGAGCACCAGGCUGCCCUCUUGCAGCUGAAGAGAGAGUGCAAGGAAGAGCUGGAAAAGAUGCAUUCAGAGUUUGAGUUUAAGAUGUUCCAGCUGCGUGGUGAGCACGCGGUCUCCAUAUCACACCUGGAGGGAGUCAUUGCCAGUUUGGAAGGAGACAAGCCGUACAACGCAGGACGGGAACGCCGUGAGGUCCGCGAUGUUGCUGUGUUCACCGGAGAUGACCCCAUAAUCAAGACCUGCCGCACUGUGGGUAUCCAGACGGACCGGGAGACGUUCAUUAAGAGCCCCGAGGGCGAUGGAGGCGGGCUCGCUCAAAGCCCCAGUCAGAACCUACCGAAAAAACUCAACUUGGACUCGAUCGGACUGAAUCUAAAGGCUGAAAUGGACCAAGGGCCUUCUGCGCCGCCGCCGCCGCCACCUCCUCCUCCUCUACCAGGUUUCUCAGGGCCACCAGUACCCCCCCCUCCUCCUCCUCCUUUGCCGGGCAACACUGGAGCCCCGCCGCCACCCCCUCCACCACCUCCUCCUCCCCCUGGGGGUGGCCCACCGCCCCCACCUCCUCCACCACCUCCCCCUCCCGGCUUACCUGGCAGUGGCCCACCUCCUCCUCCCCCUCCUCCAGGAAUGGGCCCCCCGCCUCCUCCACCUAUGGGGGGAUUCGGUCUCGGCCAGAAAGCAGACAUGGCCCCACGGAAAGCUGCCGUCGAGCCUGCGUGUCCCAUGAAGCCUCUGUACUGGACCCGGAUCCAGAUACAGGACAACAACAACAACACUUUAUGGUGUUCUCUGGAGGAGCCAAACAUCGUCAACGCCAAAGAGUUUGAGGACCUUUUUUCCAAGGCCACGCUGCAACCGAAGAAGAAGCCGCUGUCGGACACGUAUGAGAAGAAAGCCAAAACUAAGAAGAUUAUCAAGCUGCUGGACGGGAAGCGUUCCCAGGCAGUUGGCAUCCUGAUAUCAAGCCUGCAUCUGGAGAUGAAGGACAUUCAGCAAGCUGUUCUUAAUGUGGACAAUUCUGUGGUGGAUUUGGAGACAAUUGAGGCUUUAUAUGAAAACAGGGCCACCAGUGACGAGAUGGAAAAGAUAACGAGACAUUAUGAGACAUCCAAAGAAGACGAAGUGAAACUGCUGGACAAACCUGAACAGUUUCUCUAUGAACUCUCUCAAACUCCGGACUUUGCGAGCCGAGCCCGAUGCAUCAUCUUCCAGUCGGUAUUCCUCGACACCGUCUCUUCUAUACGUCGCAAGGUGGAGAUCAUCUCCAACGUCAGCAAAGAGUUGCUUGAUUGCAACAGUUUGCGGGAUAUAAUAGGUCUCGUUCUGGCCUUUGGGAACUAUAUGAAUGGAGGGAACAGGACGAGAGGGCAGGCUGAUGGCUUUGGGCUGGAGAUCCUCCCCAAGCUAAAGGACGUCAAGAGCCGGGACAAUCGCAUGAACUUGGUGGAUUACGUGGUUUUAUACUACUUGCGUAAUUUUGAUGAGCAUGCUGGUACGGAAAAGAGUGUGUUCCCUCUGCCAGAGCCACAGAACGUCUUCCAGGCUUCUCAGGUUAAGUUUGAUGACCUCGCCAAAGACCUCCGAAAACUCAAGAAAGAUCUGACCGCGUGUGAGAAGGAUGUGCAGAAAGUCUGCGCUAACUCAUCAGAAGAACACCUGCAGCCUUUCAAGGACAAGAUGGAGGGAUUCGUCUGUGCUGCUCAAAAGGAGCAUUCUGCUGAAGAGGACCAACUUAAUGCAGCACAGAAGAGUUUCCAGGACGUGGUGAACUACUUUGGUGUUAAGCCAAAGUCCGGGGAGAAAGAAGUAGCUCCGAGUUACAUCUUUAUGCUUUGGUACGAAUUCUGCAACGAUUUCAAGAACACUUGGAUACGGCAAAGCAAGAACAUCUCCAAGGAGAGGUUGAAGGAAGCCCAAGAAAACAUCAAGAAGAUCACAGCAGAGAAGAGAGUCGAAACCAAGAAGAUCAAUGCCAACAGUCUGAAGGAGAGGCUGCGACAGAAGGAAGCCAGCGUGUCCUCCAGCUGAGCAGAAUGAUAAGUGGCAGAGCAGAAGAAGCACGGACCGGCGGUGGUGCGCCAGGAAGGGUGCAGGGGCCCAUCCAUCCUGCAGUUACCACCUGCCUCAGCAGCACUGGACCCUACCCUCUGUUCACCGUACGGACCCACAAUAAAACAUGGUCAGACUUUUACUACUCCCACUACCGUAUCUGUGCCCCACUAACAGCACUGGACAUCCCCUCCCCUUCCCCUGUUCUCCACCGCCUUCUCUUCGAGGCUUUUUUGGCACAACCCCAGUUAGCGAAGACGAUUGGCCGCCGCAGCCGCAGCGAGGGGAGUCAUAAAGGCCAAAGGGUUGACCUCAUUCAUGCAGCAUGGCGUGACCCCUGAGUGCCCAGCUUGUGAAAGGUCUCCAGGGUUCAGCGGGAUGCACAGCAGAGCCAGCUGACACAUCCACAAGCGUCCUUCUGGACCUCUUCCGAAGCACGAGAAAGUUUCUUUUCCAAACUGUAUCAGAUGGCGUAUGUGUUAAAACGAUGCCCCAGCGCGGGCUGUGUUUCUUAGACGUUGUUGUCGACCUACAAACAGAUAUGGCUUUACUGCAAGUGUCUGCUGGGAAAGAAAAAAAUCACUGUUGACAAAACAGAUCUCUCACUUGGAGCAGGGAGAAAGAACUUUCUGUGUCUUUCGCUGUAGCGGGUAGCUUUUCAUUCACCACGGCUCAUUAAAACUCUUGUAAAUAUGUCAUGUAGUAGAACUGGCAGGGACUGUACAGCUUUGGGAAAUAUGAUAGAUUAUCUAUGCUGGGCUUUAAGUGCGGACGAAGACACGUCGUGUAGAAAUUGUCUAGAAGUUGAGUGCGUGUUUAAAAGGGGCGGGGGGGCCUAUGUGUAAGAAUGUGAGGUUUUGCUGUACUGCACCAGACUGACCUCUCCUGGGUGACGGCCAGAGGAGAGCAGAAGCUGGCAACAAAUGUGGCCCGGAGCCUCGGCUCACACAAAAUUGGACUAAGAAAAAAUAAUAGUAAUAGUUUUGAAUGACACAACAGGUUUUGGGCUCACCUGCAGUUUUAAAGAGAACGUGUUAAUCCUUCAGUGAAUGCUGUACAUGACGUUGUCCCAACACAGUUUUAAGCUGCUUGCUUUAGCUGUAUGUUGCUGCACGUCGUUUUACCCCCCAUGCUGACCGCAUGCGUUGUUUUUGCAGCUGUCUUUCACUGUUUUGCACCUCCUUUUCCUACGCAAGAGUAACGUUUCCCGUUAGAAAAUGUAUAAAUGAUAUUUCUUCAUGAUGAAAUCUUAUUUUAUUUUUGAACAAAUAGAAAAAGUGUAAUAAAAUCAUGCUUUAUUUUCACUAAUGUAAGAUGUAGCUAUGCUCCUGUAUCACUAAAGAAAAUUGUAUUUAUGUAACAAAGUAAUAAUUUUAUGCCCCCC
Messenger RNA from Pundamilia nyererei, 5448 nucleotides. Its product is annotated as formin-1. The transcript has 19 exons. Gene Ontology annotation, cellular component: actin filament. The record is from RefSeq and is a predicted model, not a curated record. Gene Ontology annotation, biological process: actin nucleation; actin filament polymerization. Gene Ontology annotation, molecular function: microtubule binding. NCBI's taxonomy places the organism in Eukaryota, Metazoa, Chordata, Actinopteri, Cichliformes, Cichlidae. The coding region runs from base 183 to 4043 and encodes 1286 amino acids.